AGAGGUGGGCCUAGUUGCCCCGGGAGAUGGGCCGGGGAGGGGGUCCCCGUGGCCCUAUAAGAGGGUCUUCUGGGGCAAAGGGAGGCCAGACGCAAGCCAAGCAUUGCCCCAGCACCCUCCAGCUUGGAGCCCAAAGAAACAGCCCUGGUCACUUUGGUCAAGGAUGAGGACAGUCAUCUUCCUGUUUGUGGUCCUUCUACCAGCGGCCUCCCUGACCCCAGUCCACUCGCCCCAGGCUUUCUUAGAGAUCCUGGGGGAAGAUCUGGAAGCGCUGCUCUCAGAACGCGAUGGGGACCCCCUUUUGCUCCCCCAGGACUCCUUGACCCGGCUCUUGGGCAAACAGCGGCCCUUCCUCCGUGGGACCCCCUCCGGCCUCCCAUCGGCGUCUCCUCCAGAUGAGGCCUGGAUCCACGUCCUGCGCGACCUCCUCAACACCCAGAAAAAAUUUCGGGGCCGCACCAAGAAGAUGAUGAUGGGCCAGCAGGGCUGCUUUGGGAUCAAACUGGACCGAAUCGGGACCCUCAGUGGCCUGGGAUGUUAACCGCCUCCAGCCUUUGACGACGCUCCUGCGGGGCAGACAUUCUCCACCAGGACAACAGCACCCAUGGUGCUGGCAAGGGUCCAGCUGCACUAUCCCCCCUUGAUGGCUUUGGAAGAAGGGAGUCCUCCUCCACCGAAAACUAUAACUCCCCUCUGGCUAAAACCCACAUUUCUCUCUCUGCCUGAACACACUGCAAUUGUUAUACCACUUCUGUACCACUUUAACUCACGUGGCUGUGGCUUGGGCCUAUGGAUCCUGGGAUCUGUAGUUUGGGUAAGGACUUUGAAUUCUACUGUGCAUUCCUCUACAGAACAGAAUUCUGAAUCCAUCCCUCCAAAACUACAAAUCCCAGGAUUCCACAGGAGGGAGCCAUGUUGGUUCAAAGAGUAUUAAAGUGGUUUCGAAGUGCUAUAACUGUGCAAUCUGGACACUCCCCUGGGCACCUCCUUCCCCUUUAUAUGGUGCUUGCAACCAACUGGAAUAUGAUUUUGGAGAGGGUUGGUUAAGAAAAACAAUGUUUGCAAAGCAUUUAUGUAUUUCCGUUUGGUUCCCUGCGUACUCCAGGUUACAAAAAUAAUACUCAUCAUCAUAAUCUGGUUUAGUAACUCUACUGUAUGUGUGAAACAUGGCAUUAAGCCAGUAUGGAGUCAGUGCAAUUGAAACAUCAAGGCAGGUGUAUGUUUAUAUAUGUGUGUGUGUAUAACAUAUGUGUAUAUACUACUUAUAUAUGCAUAAACAUAUACAUAUACACACACAUAUAUACUUCUGUUUGGCAGCUCUGACCCCAUAUUCUCAAGGGUUCUGGGUUAUUCAGUGCUGAAGAAAAGGCAUAUAUAUCCAUAUAGAUAGA
Sceloporus undulatus (fence lizard) is the source of this 1391-nucleotide messenger RNA. RefSeq names its product C-type natriuretic peptide 1-like. Gene Ontology annotation, biological process: receptor guanylyl cyclase signaling pathway; cGMP biosynthetic process. Bases 164 to 541 code for a protein of 125 amino acids. NCBI's taxonomy places the organism in Eukaryota, Metazoa, Chordata, Lepidosauria, Squamata, Phrynosomatidae. The record is from RefSeq and is a predicted model, not a curated record. The transcript has 3 exons. Gene Ontology annotation, cellular component: extracellular region. Gene Ontology annotation, molecular function: hormone receptor binding; hormone activity.